CAGGCAGAAUGGGAAUUAUGAGCAGUAAUGGAACAGAUCUGACCACUGGUUUCAUCUCUUCUUCUGUAGCUGUCAUUUUGUUUGGCUCAAACUUUGUGCCACUUAAAAAGUGUGAUACUGGUGAUGGAGUGUUUCUUCAAUGGGUUCUUUGUGCUGCCAUAUGGCUGGUUGCCUUGGUGGUCAAUCUGAUCUUGCAUUGUCCUAAGUUUUGGCCUUUUGCAAUGCUUGGGGGCUGUAUUUGGGCAACAGGGAACAUUGCUGUUGUCCCAGUUAUCAAAACCAUUGGUUUAGGCCUUGGAAUCUUAAUCUGGGGAUCAUUUAAUGCAUUAACUGGCUGGGCAAGCUCAAGGUUUGGCUGGUUUGGAAUGGAUGCACAAGAAGUAUCCAAACCCCUUCUAAAUUACAUUGGAGCUGGGCUAUCAGUAGUAAGUGCCUUCAUAUUUUUGUUCAUCAAAAGUGAUAUACCAAGUAACACAUGCUCCCUGGAUACCACACCAUUAAUCACAGAACAUGCAAUCAACCAAACUCAAGAGAACUGUCGUGAUUAUUCCUGGGUGGAUAAACUUUCUACAGUGCAACACCGCAUAGUGGGCUGUAGUCUUGCAGCGAUAUCUGGAAUACUUUAUGGAUCCGCAUUUGUGCCAAUUAUUUAUAUCAAGGACCACAGUAAAAGAAAUGGUAGUAUAUAUGCAGGGGCAAGUCAAUAUGAUUUAGACUAUGUUUUUGCACACUGCAGUGGCAUCUUUCUUACAAGUACAGUCUACUUUCUGGUCUACUGUGUAGCCAUGAAAAAUAGUCCUAAACUAUAUCCCGAAGCAAUCUUACCAGGAUUCCUUUCAGGAAUACUUUGGGCAAUAGCUACCUGCUGUUGGCUAAUAGCUAAUCACUCUCUAAGUGCUGUGGUCAGUUUUCCAAUAAUCACUGCUGGUCCAGGAUUUAUAGCAGCAAUAUGGGGUGUGUUCAUGUUUAAGGAAAUACAGGGUCUACAAAACUACAUAUUAAUGAUAUUUGCAUUUUGUAUCAUCUUGACUGGAGCGUUAUGCACUGCUUUUUCUAAAAUCUAACAAUCUCAAAACCAGCAGAUGGCAGCAGUGGUUAAGAGACCAUUUCUGCUGAAGACACUAGAGAUGACGCAGAGAAUUCAUUUUCAUAUUGCAAAUGGAUCUCAACCAUUCUUGAAGUUGUAAAUGAUUUUUUCCCCUCAAAUGUGAGAAAGACGGAAAACUGGGUUUCAUUCAAGUAUGAAAAUGGAAAAUUCUUCUGAUGAGCUGUAUAUGAAGGUAGGACUUAAUUGAGUGAUUGAAAUGUCUACAUUCUUAUGGCAUUACAUCUGAAAGAGCUCCUUUUACCACAAUACGUAAUUAUUGCAUAAUUUAGAAAACCAUAUGGAGCCCAUUUACAAAGAAUUUACAGUCCAAAUUUCCAUCUUACCACACUCAAUCAAGAAAGGCAGAAAUACCUAAGGGAGGAAAAACUUACUCUAUAAUAAUAGAAUUAAAUUCCAAAUUACCGGGAUUCUAGAUAGAGAAAAUGUCAAGGUUGGUAACUGAAUGUUCAAAAGGACAUUUCAUUUUUACUGAAAACUUAUUUUUGUUUCAAAUUAGUACUGCCCAAUUCUGCCUCAUCCACCAUCUUAGCUCUAAAUGAUUUUAUCUUCAGAUAAAAUCCUUCCUCAGAGAACUGAGGAUACAUACAAUACACACACACAGAAGUAUACUAUUCCAAGUUUGGGGGAACAUUCUAAAGUCACUGAAGUGAGGUUUUAGCUUAUCAGAAUGAGAAUUUUAAGUGGACCAACAUUUCUUCAGUUGUAUAAUUUGUUUUUUUGAAAUUCCUAGAAUCUCUGUUGUAACUGGUGGUUUUGCCGUUUUCCGCUUGUGUUAACUUGUGGUUUCCACUACGCAAAGGGAAAUGACAGAAACGCUGGUUUUAUUUCUUUAUGGAAAGUAAAAUGUAAAUGCUAGUGCAAUGUAUUAUCACAAUGCUUCGCAAACUCCUGAAAAAUGUAAAUUCUACAAGCUCUCACCUGUUACUAUAUGACACUGAUGUGCAGGAGAGACAGAACAGCAUUCUGCUUAAAUGAUGAACUCUGGAGCCAACCUACCUGAAUUUAAAUCUUACCUCUGCCUCUUCUUAGUUGUUUGACUUUGGACAAGUUUUUGAGCUUCCUUGUAUCAGAGUCUUAAUUUGUAGAGUGGAGAUAAUGAUAGUACCUACCUAACAUGGGAGGCUCAAAUUAGUUAACAUCUGUAAAAUAAGUUCAAGAGUGGCUGGCACUUGGCAAGCACUAUAUAAUUGUUACUAUAAUUAUGUAUUGCUUGAGAAAGUAAACAUGUGUCUGUAGAUUGGAGAAUACCUUGUAAAAACUUAUGUCUCACCUCUCAUCCAAACAAUUCUACU
Molecule: messenger RNA, 2400 nt
Organism: Choloepus didactylus (southern two-toed sloth)
Lineage: Eukaryota; Metazoa; Chordata; Mammalia; Pilosa; Megalonychidae
Gene: TMEM144
Product: transmembrane protein 144
Exons: 11
Coding region: 9-1064 (351 amino acids)
Biological process (GO): carbohydrate transmembrane transport
Cellular component (GO): membrane
Molecular function (GO): carbohydrate transmembrane transporter activity
Source: RefSeq, a predicted model, not a curated record